Molecule: messenger RNA, 286 nt
Organism: Meloidogyne enterolobii
Lineage: Eukaryota; Metazoa; Nematoda; Chromadorea; Rhabditida; Meloidogynidae
Source: the annotation of a GenBank genome assembly
AUGCUUCACCAUAUAAUUCAGACAUACGUGCCUACUUCAUUAAUUGUCGUUAUAUCAUGGUUCAACUUCUGGCUAGAUAUAGAUACGGCUCCCGCUCGUGUUACUUUAUCAAUUACAACACUUCUUACUAUUGAGACACAAGCAAACGCUGUAAAACUUGCGUUACCCGAAGUUUCAUAUAUGAAGGCAAUAGAUUCAUGGAUGGGAUUGUGUCUGGCUUUUGUUUUUGGUAAAUAAAAUAUAAAUGCUAAAGUAGGACUUUCUAUAAGAAACUCGGAUUUUAAGC